Molecule: messenger RNA, 939 nt
Organism: Etheostoma spectabile (orangethroat darter)
Lineage: Eukaryota; Metazoa; Chordata; Actinopteri; Perciformes; Percidae
Gene: lrrc20
Product: leucine rich repeat containing 20
Exons: 5
Coding region: 285-803 (172 amino acids)
Cellular component (GO): cytoplasm
Molecular function (GO): protein binding
Source: RefSeq, a predicted model, not a curated record
UUCCUAGCCGGCUGUUUGCCAUUAGCCUAGUUAGCAUAUUUCUUAGCGUUAAUUUUCGCUAAGCAAAAUCUGCUCUCUUACAAAGGUUUUGUUUAUGUUACUAUAAGAGGCGUUGCUAAUCUUACUACUCUAAUGGAUAGGGCAACAAUCUGGUGAAUUGCCCUCUCCGGGUCUAAAAAUACACACUCACCAAAUUAGACUGCUGUAGCUAACGUUAGCUAACUGUGGCAGCUGCCAGGCUCGGUAACAGUAGCUUCUAGUUUGGAAACAGUUACAGCAGAAAAAUGGGCGAGGCAGUUGCAAAUGUGGCCCGGAGGGUUAAUGCAACCGUGGAGGAGGAAAAGGACACAUUGGAUCUGUCAAACUGUAAGCUCAUUUCCUUCCCAGAUGGUGUGUUCAGGGUUCUGAAGGGUGUCUCGGAGAACAUCCACAUUAUCACACUGGCUGACAAUGAGAUGAAGGCCAUUUCCAGCAAGUUCUUUUCCACCUUCACACAGCUGAGAGAACUGGACCUGCGAGGAAAUGUUCUCACCAAACUGCCAGAUGCCGUGGGAGAAAUGGAACAUUUGACCUGCAUUAAUCUGGCUAAUAACAGCUUCUCCAUCUUCCCUGAAAAACUUACUGAAAUAGCCACAUUGGAAAGGAUUAACCUGGAGGCAAACAGCAUCACCGAAAUACCAGUGGAGAAGUUGUCUGACAUGCCAGCACUGAAGUGGCUGAAUGUGAAGUCAAACCCAUUGGAGUCAAACACUCAGUCCGCUCUGCAAUCUCUCGCCAACAUUUUGUCAACAACAGAGUCCUAAAAUAUGUCAUGUGUCAUAUUUGACCCACUUACAGACUACAUGUUGUGUCUCUUUUAACUACUUCAGUUAAAUGCUUUAAUGUGCCUGAGACGUGAGGAAACAUAAUACUUGAAGAUAUUGAAUUGAAGAUAUAACA